Messenger RNA from Sclerotinia sclerotiorum 1980 UF-70, 1194 nucleotides. RefSeq lists its product as hypothetical. The transcript is spliced from 3 exons. Lineage: Eukaryota; Fungi; Ascomycota; Leotiomycetes; Helotiales; Sclerotiniaceae. The record is from RefSeq and is a predicted model, not a curated record. The coding region runs from base 1 to 1194 and encodes 397 amino acids.
AUGUCUUCUCCGACGUUCGGCUGUACAGAUGUACCCGUAGUUAUUAGAUGGGGCGACACUCAACCAUACAACUAUAUUGGCAUGCCAAUGCAACAUCUCCGAAUGAAUAUAGACCUCGGCACGCAGUCAAGUCCGAAGUUGCUGUUUUGGUUCAGCGUAACAGUUGGGGUUACAGCGAGCCCCGAAUCCGCUACGAUACGUACAAAGUUGCUCCACUUCGUUAUCCAAGCUAGUUCGCUUGAUUUCGACCAAGAUGAUACAUGCCUCGCCUUGGAGAAUCCAUACGCUGGUUAUUCUCGUAGCACUAGCGCUGUCAUACGAGAGGCUGGCAUAUGUUCUGAUCAUGCCUCUGUUUCCCGCAUAUGCUUUGAGCUCCACGAUCAUGGCAGAGUGUUCAUGCCCCCUGUUGGGGAGCAUCCGUUUACCCCUGUAUCGGACAAUGUCUCUCAACUACUGGUCAAUAUGCAGUCCCUUUCCCAGGCUAAGCAAUUUUGGGUAUAUACAUCACUCGAAAAAUCGCUUCUUGCGAAUAUUUGGAAAAGGAUCGAUCAAAUUCGUAGGGGAACCUUUACAAGUGACUUUACGACUCAGAGCGUAUAUAAACAUGGUAUGGUAUGCGAUGAGUGGGCGAGUUUCAAUCUGUCUGUGAGAAAGGGGAAACGGGUGAACCCGGCAAAAGGUCAGGGUGCUGGAAUGGAACGUAAAGAUAAGGAUAGUGAUCGCCUCUGUGAAUCUGGUGGAGUCUCUAGCAACAAUCUACCUUCCUCUGAUCGCGAUCAAAGCCUUGUGGAUACCGAAAGCGGAGAGAAACCGCACACAGAGCUGAAGCGCAAAUACAGCAAGAUAUCUUCCGACACUACGCCAUCAGGUAUCCUUAAGGAUAUUACUAGUCCCACUGUUGUUCAUUCUAAUAAAUCCUGCGCGGAUCAUCAAAUUUUCAAAGUUCGGUUCGCCGAACCUCAUAGCGAAGUCAGGGGUCGUCUUGAAGAGCAAUUGGCUGCCUUCAUACGCUGGGUGUUGGAGAUCGACUCACACUUAGAGGAGGAUUGUGCGCAGGUCUUCACAGAUCUUGGCAGGGCGGUGUCUCGUGGAGAUCAAAACAAAUUUAUCGAAAUCAAGUCGGAUUGUAUGGCGAAUAUUUACUGUACAUAUGUCAAAAGAGGAUCUGAAUGGGUUUUGAUGAAUACUAUCUGA